This is a messenger RNA of Cyprinodon tularosa, 2644 nucleotides long. It is a transcript of the gene dync1li1, whose product is annotated as dynein, cytoplasmic 1, light intermediate chain 1. Gene Ontology annotation, cellular component: cytoplasmic dynein complex; centrosome. The transcript has 14 exons. Gene Ontology annotation, biological process: microtubule cytoskeleton organization; microtubule-based movement. Lineage: Eukaryota; Metazoa; Chordata; Actinopteri; Cyprinodontiformes; Cyprinodontidae. The coding region runs from base 56 to 1417 and encodes 453 amino acids. Gene Ontology annotation, molecular function: dynein heavy chain binding. The record is from RefSeq and is a predicted model, not a curated record.
GCACGUUUUUCUGCACAACACCGUGCCUCUCGUUAGGUUUACAAACCCUGCGAAGAUGGCGACUACAGGGAGGAGUGCAUUAUUAUCCUCCACAUCAGCUGGACCUAAGAGCACACUGGAGAGCUCCAACCCAGAGGAAGAAGACGGACAGAACCUAUGGUCCACCAUCCUGAGUGAAGUUUCUACCCAUUCAAGAUCCAAACUACCGUCUGGGAAAAAUGUCCUGGUCAUGGGUGAGGUGGGCUCAGGGAAGACUACCUUGGUUGCAAAACUACAAGGUAUUGAGGAUUACAUGAAAGGCCGUGGCCUGGAAUACCUCUACUUCAGCGUCCAUGAUGAUGAUAUUGAUGAUUACACACGGUGCAAUGCCUGGGUCUUGGACGGAGACCUUUACCACAAAGGUCUGCAGGGAGUAGCUGUGCCAGUGAGUUCGAUUGAAGACACUUUGCUGCUGAUAACUGUUGACAUGUCACGGCCGUGGAACGCCCUGGACUCCCUUCAGAAGUGGGCUGCCGUUGCUAGGGAACACAUCGACAAACUCCGAGUUGCUCCAGAAAAGCUGCGGGAGCUGGAGCACAAAAUCGUAAAACAGUUUCAGGAGUACACAGAGCCAGGCAGCGGAGAGGAUGGCACGCCGCAGAGGAGGAGUGAUGAAGAGGAGGGCGUGCUUCUGCCAUUAGGGGAUAACACAUUGACACACAACUUAGGAAUACCGGUGGUGGUGGUCUGCACAAAGUGUGAUGCUAUCAGCACACUGGAGAAGGAGCACGACUACAGAGACGAACACUUGGACUUCAUCCAGUCCCACAUCAGACAUAUCUGUCUGCAGUACGGCGCCUCUUUGCUUUACACGUCAGUGAAGGAGAUGAAGAACCUAGACAUCCUUUACAAAUAUCUUGUUCACAGACUCUAUGGCUUUCCCUUCCACUGCCCGGCGCAGGUGGUGGAGAAAGACGCCGUCUUCAUUCCGUCAGGUUGGGAUAAUGAGAAAAAGAUCGCCAUCCUUCAUGAGAACUUCCAGACGCUGAAAGCAGACGACAGCUUUGAGGAUGUAGUAGUCAAACCGCCUGUUAGAAAGAUUGUCCAUGAAAAGGAGAUUCAGGCGGAAGAUGACCAAGUGUUUCUGGUAAAGCUUCAGUCGCUGCUUGCCAAACAGCCCGCUGUGACACCAGGGCGACCAGUGGACACCACUAGCAGGGCACCCACUGGCUCCCCAAGAACAAGCAAUCGCUCGGCGGCGGCCAACGUUGCAAACGCCAUGCCGCAGUCAGGUCAGACAAGUGAGGGCGUGCUGGCCAAUUUCUUCAACAGUCUACUGACAAAGAAAGCUGGGACAGGAGGGCCCGGGACACCAGGUGGUAACAACACUCCAGGAACUGUACGGAAGUCAGCAGUCGAUGCACAUGAUUCUAACUAAGGCUGGGCAGUUCAACAUAUCAGGCUCAAAGCUGGGAUUGAGCGACGUCCAGGCAGAGCUGGAUCGCAUAGCCAAUCGGGAAACGGACUCAGACUUGUCCAAUGCCAACGACGCCACCGAUGGCCAGGACACAUGAAGAGCAACGCACUUCACCCCUGCUCUCCUUCUAUUCUCUCCUCUGCACCUCCAUCCACCUCCCUUUUCCCCCUACACCAUCACCCUCCUCUUCAUCAGAAAGAUUUGGGGGCGGGGGGAUCGGACGAGCGGACAGAUACAGUCCUUCUUAUCAGUUUCUUCUCAAGGAGAAGAACUCGCCAUCUCUUCCCCCUUACGUCUCCCCUCACCAACACCUCGUUCCCACCCUCUUUGUUUUUUUGUGUUUUUUUUGGUUCCGUCUUCUCAGCUGUUACACCAAGGACAAGUUUGUGUCACUGUUACAUACUGUGGGGAAAGCAGCAGGGGGGACCAGCUGGGGUGAAAGGGGGCGGUUGGAAAAAAUGCAAGAAUGAAAGUAAGGGUAUUUUAUCCAUCCAUUUAUUGCGAUGGUACGGUUAAUGUUUUUACGGAAUAAAUGCUGAUGGUGAGACUGCACUUGGGUAAAAUAGGAGUGAUUGUGUGUUUAUUGGACAAGAGGCAACAGAUGGAACAAAAAAAAAUAAAUAUCUGCAAGCUAUCUUUUUUUUUUUUUUUUUUAAUGAAGGGAAAACAUACCAGUAUUUGUAUGUAUGUGUGUGUGUGUUUGUAUGAAUAAAUGUUUGAAUUAAGAAUAUAAGAAUGGGAUCGAUAGAGGAUAAUUAGAAAAGUUUCACUCACAAACCAUUCUGUUAAGAGGCUUUUGGUCUGAACACUACCAGAUGAGAAAAGUCAACUACCUUCUCGAUACACUACCAUUACACCAGCUGCAUCUGUUACACCCCGAACUUUAUGGAAAUAUUAAAAAAAUAAAAAAACUUUGGUACUGAAACACUACGGUUUCUUGUUCUAUAAUAAGCAAAAUGACCCGGUGAGGUGCUUGUAGAUAAGACAUAAGCACUUGCAAAUGUAAUGCUCUGGUUGGGGGGGGGUGGUUGGGGUUUAGGGGGAGGAGGCAUUACAGCCAAGGAGGCUCACAUUCGGAAUGUACAGUCAUUGUCUCGCUGAUUGGUCCUGUUAUUUCAGAGCUCCGUGUUGGCGUUUGUAUAAUCAAGACAUGUCAAUCAGUCAAAUAAAAAGGUGUAUUUAUUCGGA